UUUCAGCUGUUCGUCUGGCCGAUCCGUUCUGUGUCGUAUUUUGAGAGUUUCUCAGUCUGUGGAGGGUUUUUCCGUCAACUUUUGGGUGAGACUUCGAUCCCCAGGUGCGCUGCGGAGAUUCAGGACGCUGUUUUGUCCACAGUAACCUGCAGAAGCAGAUUAGGUGUUAUCACCAUGGCAACAGGCAACAACAGCUCUGAUGUCGUGGGAAGCAGUUUGGAAGGGAAGUUUGCUGGCAGAGUUGCGGCAAAACCCUUUCAGUGUGAGGAGUGCUGCAGAAAGUUCAGUCUGGUGGGUCAUCUGGUGAAACACAUGCGCACUCACACAGGUAAGAAACCCUACAGGUGUGAGGAGUGCAGCAGGCAGUUCAGUAAGCUGUCAAAUCUGAAGACUCACAUGCAUACUCACACAGGCGAGAAACCCUUCAGGUGUGAGGAGUGCGGCAAGCAGUUCAGUGAGCUGGGUAACCUGAAGACACACAUACGGACUCACACAGGGGAGAAACCCUACAGGUGUGAGGAGUGUAGCAAGCGGUUCAGUCGACAGGACAAUCUUAAAACUCACAUGCGGACUCACACUGGUGAGAAACCCUACAGGUGUGAGGAGUGCAGCAGGCAGUUCAGUGUGCUGUCUAACAUGAGGGUACACAUGCGGACACACACAGAGGAGAAACCUUACAUGUGUGAGCAGUGUAGCAGGCAGUUCAAACGGCUGGGGAAUCUAAAGGGGCACAUGCGGUCUCACACAGGGGAGAAACCCUACAGGUGUCAGCUGGGGAAUCUAAAGGUACACGUGCGGACUCACACAGGGGAGAAACCCUACAGGUGUGAGGAGUGCAGCAAGCAGUUCGGUCGUCUGUGUCAUCUACAGGCUCACAUGCAUACGCACACAGGGGAGAAGCCCUACAGGUGUGAGGAGUGCAGCAAGCAGUUUAGCCAGCUGGGUCAUCUACAGACUCACAUGCGGACUCACACAGGUGAGAAACCCUACAGGUGUGAGGAAUGCAGCAAGCAGUUUAGUCAGCUGGGUCAUCUACAGGCCCACAUGCACACUCACACAGCUAACAAGAGGUCAGAGAGCUUCUUCGGUUCAGUCAUCCAUCUGGUGACCCUAUGA
Molecule: messenger RNA, 1116 nt
Organism: Branchiostoma floridae (Florida lancelet)
Lineage: Eukaryota; Metazoa; Chordata; Leptocardii; Amphioxiformes; Branchiostomatidae
Product: zinc finger protein 678-like
Exons: 3
Coding region: 175-1116 (313 amino acids)
Biological process (GO): negative regulation of transcription by RNA polymerase II; regulation of immune system process; regulation of cytokine production
Source: RefSeq, a predicted model, not a curated record